This is a messenger RNA of Nothobranchius furzeri (turquoise killifish), 10688 nucleotides long. RefSeq names its product Down syndrome cell adhesion molecule like 1 (gene dscaml1). Gene Ontology annotation, molecular function: cell-cell adhesion mediator activity. Gene Ontology annotation, biological process: homophilic cell-cell adhesion; axon guidance; dendrite self-avoidance. The record is from RefSeq and is a predicted model, not a curated record. Lineage: Eukaryota; Metazoa; Chordata; Actinopteri; Cyprinodontiformes; Nothobranchiidae. Gene Ontology annotation, cellular component: axon; plasma membrane.
GGGGCGACAGCUCUGUGUCCCGGUAAGGGGAGGAGAGAACAGGGAGCAGAGGCGGUUCUAUCUCGGCUCUUCGUGUUUCGGGGCUGGAGAGUGUGGGUCCACGGCUGGAGAGACCGCCGGGACCAUCAGCAGAACCAGUCCAGCACGGAGCCUCGCCUGGCCGAACGCGGCGCCGUGCACUCUUCUCGGGGGACUGCACAACAUUCCUGUGAAAUAUAACUGCUAUUAAUGGCAUGUGGCUUGUAACUUUACUUCUGCUGUAUUCUUUGCAAGAAGUCAACAGUGAGGAUGUUGUCUCUACUCGGCUGUACUUUGUGAACGCCUCCCUGCAGCGAGUGACCUUCUCCAGCUCGGUGGGGGUGUCCCUGCCCUGCCCUGCGGGCGGCGCCCCCCAUGCCGCCCUGCGCUGGUACCUGGCUGCCGGAGACGACAUUUACGAUGUGCCCCAUAUCCGCCACGUGCAUGCCAACGGUACCCUUCAGCUCUACCCUUUCUCCCCGUCUGCCUAUAACAGCAUCAUCCACGACAACGAGUACUUCUGCACUGCUGAGAAUCAAGCAGGCAAGAUUCGAAGCCCCAGCAUCCACGUUAAAGCAGUGUUCAGGGAGCCCUACACAGUCCGUGUGGCCGACCAACGCUCCAUGCGGGGAAAUGUUGCCGUGUUCAAGUGCCUCAUCCCGUCAGCCGUCCAGGAGUACGUCAGUGUGGUGUCCUGGGAGAAAGACACUGUUUCUAUCGUCCCUGGAAAUCGUUUCUUCCUGACCUCAUUUGGCGCUUUAUAUAUCUCAGAAGUGCAGAAAGAAGAUGCUCUGUCCACAUAUCGCUGCAUCACAAAGCACAAGUACAGUGGAGAGACCCGUCAGAGCAACGGGGCCAGGCUCUCUGUUAUGGACCCUACGGAGUCCACUCCGACCGUGCUGGACAGUUUCCAGUCUGGUGAGGUGCAGGUGGGGCACAGCGUGGAGCUGCCCUGCAUCGCAUCUGGAUACCCAAACCCUGCCAUCCGAUGGUUAAAGGACGGCCGGCCGCUGCCAGCAGAUUCCCGCUGGACUCGCCGCACCACCGGCCUCACCGUCUCCGACCUAAGAGUCGAGGACAGCGGCAAUUACAUCUGUGAGGUCACUAACAGCUUUGGCUCCAAAGAGGUGAUGGGUCAUCUCAAUAUUAUAGAGCCACUUCGGGUCACUUUGUCUCCAAAGAACCUGAAGACAGGAAUCAGCAGUACGGUCAUCCUCUCCUGCGCCGUCCAAGGUUCCCCCCACUUUACCGUGUCCUGGUACCGUAACACAGAACCCGUCAUGCCAGAUCAGCACUUUUCCAUCCAGGGAGCUCACAAUGAGACACUGUUUAUUUCUGCUGCACAAAAAAGACACUCUGGAGCUUACCAGUGCUUUGCCUCGAGAAAGGGCCAAACAGCCCAGGACUUCUCCAUCAUACUGCUAGAAGAUGGUACGCCCCGUAUUGUUGCAUCCUUCAGUGAAAGGGUAGUGGUUCCUGGCGAGCCGUUUUCCCUGAUGUGUGCUGCGAAAGGAGCCCCUCCACCCACCAUCACCUGGACUCUGGACGACGAGCCCGUGGCCCGGGACCUUUCACGGGUCAGAUCCAGCCAGUACACGCUCUCUGAUGGGAGCACGGUGAGCUACGUGAACGUCAGCAGCCCGCAGAUUCGUGAUGGAGGAGUGUAUCGGUGCGCAGCACGAAACUCGGCCGGUAGUGCCGAGUACCAAGCGCGCAUAAACGUAAGAGGCCCUCCAAGGAUACGACCUAUGAAGAACAUCACUGCAGUUGCAGGAAGAAACACUUUUAUAAACUGCCGUGUAAUUGGGUACCCUUAUUACUCAAUUAACUGGUACAAGGAGGGACUUCUGCUGCCUGACAACCAUCGCCAGGUGGUGUUUGAGAAUGGGACACUGAAGCUCAGCGAUGUUCAGAAAGGCAUGGAUGAGGGUGCCUAUGUCUGCAGUGUGCUGAUCCAACCACAGCUCUUCAUCACACAGACCGUUUACGUCACUGUCAAAGUUCCCCCACUGAUCCAACCAUUCGACUUCCCCCCAACUUCCAUCGGUAAGCUGAUGUACAUCGCCUGCGUGGUGUCUUCUGGAGACAUGCCCAUACGUAUCACAUGGCGUAAGGACGGCCAGGAGAUUGUGCCCUCUUCAGGCAUCACUAUCGACACGAAGGAGUUCAUGAGCUCUCUGCAGAUCUCCAAAGUGUCACUCAAACACAACGGCAAUUACACCUGCAUCGCAAGUAACGAUGCAGCUACUGUCAGCACAGAGAGGCAGCUCACGGUCACGGUGCCUCCUCGAUUUGUUGUGCAGCCCAACAACCAGGAUGGGAUCUAUGGAAAAGCAGCAAUCCUGAACUGUUCUGUUGAUGGAUACCCUCCUCCUAAAGUCAUGUGGAAGCAUGCCAGGGGUGCAUUAGCGGGCAUCGGGAACCCUCAGCAGUACCACCCAGUGCCUCUGACAGGUCGCAUUCAGAUCAUGAACAACGGCUCGCUGCUCAUCCGACACGUUUUGGAAGAGGAUCGCGGCUUCUACCUCUGUCAGGCCUCCAACGGGGUGGGCUCAGACAUCAGCAAGAGCAUGGUCCUAACGGUUAAAAUCCCAGCGAUGAUCACCAGUCACCCCAACACAACCAUGGCCAAGAAGGGUCACGUGAAGGAGCUGAACUGCACAGCCAGGGGAGAAUGGCCCAUCAUCAUCCGUUGGGAAAGAGGCGACACUGUUAUCGACCCUGAUCGCAACCCCAGAUACUCCAUAACUACAAGCCCCAAUGAGAAGACAGACGAGGUGCUGUCAACACUCAAGCUCAAGCCAGCAGAGCGUGAGGAUUCAGUCUUCUUUUCCUGUCACGCCAUCAACUCUUAUGGAGAAGGACGAGGCCUUAUCCAGCUCACUGUGCAAGAGCCUCCAGACCCUCCAGAGCUGGAGGUGCGAGAAGUCAAAGAUCGUAGCAUGAAUCUCAGGUGGACUCAGAGGUUUGAUGGAAACAGCGCCAUUACCUCCUACGAUAUUGAAUAUAAAAACAAAACAGAUUCGUGGGAGCUGAAGCAUGCCACUAGAAACAUCUCUCCCACAAACAAUCAGGCCAACAUCGUGGAUCUUCACCCAGCCUCCGUUUACAGCAUCCGGAUGUACUCCUACAACGACAUAGGCAAGAGUGAGGCCAGUAAAGAACUCACUAUCAGCACAGAGGAAGCACAACCUGAUGGUCCCCCAAUGGAUGUGACCCUUCAGGCUGUGACCUCUCAGAGUAUCCGAGUCACAUGGAAGGCUCCGAGGAAAGAGCUACAGAACGGUGUGAUCCGGGGUUACCAGAUUGGUUACAGAGAGAAUGGCCCAGGAAGUAACGGCCAGUACAGCAUCGUUGAGAUGAAGGCCACUGGAGACAGUGAGGUCUACACUCUCGACAACCUCAAGAAGUUUGCUCAAUACGGCGUGGUUGUCCAGGCUUUUAAUCGAGCAGGAACCGGGCCGUCAAGCUCAGAGAUCAAUGCUACAACACUGGAAGAUGUUCCUAGCCAGCCUCCUCAGAACGUUCGAGCCAUCUCUGUAACAUCAGAUGAGGCGGUGAUCACCUGGGCUGAGCCUCCCAGAAUAACCCUCCAUGGGGUACUGAAGGGAUACCGCGUUGUGUUUUGGGCAGUCUUCCCAGAUGGAGAGUGGAGUGAGAUGCAAAACAUCACAACGAGCAAAGAGCAGGUGGAGCUUAAAGGCCUGGAGAAGUUUACUAACUACAGCAUCCAGGUGCUGGCCUUCACCCAGGCGGGGGAUGGCGUCCGGAGCAACGUCCUGUACAUCCAAACUCGAGAAGACUAUCCUGGACCCCCGGCUGGCAUCAAAGCUGUGCCCUCUUCUGCCAGCAGUGUUGUAGUGUCGUGGUUACCCCCUCACAAGCCCAAUGGAAUCAUCCGCAAGUACACAAUCUACUGCUCCAGCCCUGGAUCGGGCCAACCGAUGCCAAGUGAGUACGAAGCCAAUCCAGAGUUGCUGUUCUACCGAAUCACGCACCUGAACCACAGGCAGCAGUACCUGAUCUGGGCUGCAGCUGUCACCACUGCAGGUCGUGGAAACUACAGUGACAAAGUCACUGUGGAGCCUGCUGCCAAAGCCCCGGCCAAAAUUCUGUCAUUUGGCGGUACGGUUACAACUCCAUGGAUGAAGGAGGUGCGGCUGCCCUGUAGCUCCGUUGGUGAACCUACACCUACUAUAAAAUGGACUAAAGACAGUGAGGACACUGCUAUUCCAGUGUCUCUUGAUGGACAGCGCCUUAUUCUGGCCAAUGGGACGCUGGUGCUGCGCUCCGUCAAAGCCGAAGACUCUGGUUAUUACACCUGCACGGCCACCAACACGCUGGGCUUUGAUACCAUCUUAGUCAACCUUUUGGUGCAAGUUCCUCCAGAUCAGCCCCGUCUGACCGUCUCCACCACCUCCACCUCUUCCAUCACUCUUGCCUGGAUACCAGGAGAUAAUGGAGGCAGCUCUAUCAGAGGUUUCGUUCUACAAUACUCCGUGGACAAUACAGAGGAGUGGAAGGAUGUUUUCAUCAGCUCCAGUGAGCGGUCCUUUAAACUGGACAACCUGCGGUGUGGGACCUGGUAUAAAGUCAAGUUAGCAGCCAAGAACAGCGUUGGAGCAGGACGCAUUAGUGAGAUUAUUGAGGCGAAGACUCACGGACGAGAGCCCCAAUUCAACAAGGAUCAACCCGUUUUUACCUACAUUAACUCCAGCCACGCCCGCCUGAACCUGCAGGGUUGGGCCAGUGGAGGAUGCCCAAUCACUGCCGUCACACUAGAAUUCAGACCAAAAGGUACGUGGACCUGGCAGACUGUACGUACCAACGCCACCUCAGACGUGUUUCUGGCUGAUUUGCGUGAGGCCACCUGGUAUGAACUGAAGAUGAAGGCAUGUAACAGUGCUGGAUGUGGAAACCAGAGCUCCCAGUUUGCCACACUGGACUACGAUGGCAGUACUAUUGCUCCCAUUAAAUCCCCCCUGAAAAAAAAUGACGACGUGAAGAAGCUGUUCUCCAUCGGUUCUCCGGUGAUUCUGGUCACUCUUGGUGUUGCACUACUCUUCAUCAUCCGCAAGAAACGCAAAGAGAAGAGACUAAAGAGACUAAGAGAUGCUAAAAGCCUGGCAGAGAUGCUGAUCAGCAAAAACAACCGCAGCUUUGACACGCCAGUGAAGGGACCUCCGCAGGGCCCGCGGCUACACAUCGACAUCCCCAGAGUGCAGUUGCUAAUUGAGGACAAAGAGGGCAUCAAGCAAAUUGGCGAUGACAAGGCCACUAUCCCUGUGACAGACACAGAGUUCAACCAAACUGGGAAUCCUCAGAGCUUCUGCACUGGUGUUUCUGUCCAUCACCCUGCCCUCAUCCAAAACACAGGUCCUUUGAUAGACAUGUCUGACAUCAGACCAGGAACCAACCCGGUAUCGAGGAAGAGUGUGAAGUCAGCCCACAGCAUCAGGAACCGCUACUCCAGUCAGUGGACUCUGACCAAGUGUCAGGCUUCCACACCAGCUCGUACUCUCACUUCAGACUGGCGCACAGUUGGCUCCCAGCAUGGCAUCACUGUCACAGAAAGUGACAGCUACAGUGCCAGCCUCUCGCAGGACACAGAUAAGGGGCGCAACAGUAUGGUGUCCACGGAGAGCGCCUCGUCUACCUACGAGGAGUUGGCGAGAGCGUACGAGCACGCCAAGCUGGAGGAGCACCUGCAGCACGCCAAAUUUGAGAUUACAGAGUGUUUUAUCUCUGACAGCUCAUCUGAUCAGAUGACCACAGGUACCAAUGACAAUGCAGACAGUAUGACAUCUAUGAGCACACCGUCAGAGCCUGGGAUCUGCCGUUUCACUGCAUCGCCACCCAAACCCCAAGACUACGAUCGUGGCAAGAAUGUAGCCGUGCCCAUCCCACACCGCGCCAAGAGCGACUACUGCAACCUUCCCCUCUACAUGAAAUCCGAUCCCUUUUUCCGAAAGCAGUCGGAACACCAUGACCCAUGUCCAGUGGUUCCUCCACGCGAAGCCUCAAUUCGUGGCCUGGCCCAACGGGCGUACCACAGCCAGGGUCGUCACGUGACUAUGGACUCUGCAAAGCAGCAGGCUCUAUCCAUGGGCCACUCUGGGCUAUCCAACCUCACUUCCUCUACGGUUUCCUCUGGAGGAGCAUCAGGAGGCGGUGGUGGAGGGAGUGGAAGUGGAGGAAUGUCCGCUAGCUCUAGUAGCUCCACGCUUCCCCAGAGGACUCUAACCCUGGCUGGCUCCUCUGCUGCUGUGGCUCAGAGUGCAGCCGCAGCUGCUGCAGCUACUGCCGCGGCUGCAGGGGCGUCAUCCUCCUCUGGUGGAGGUGGAGCAGCAGGGGCCACAGGUGGGACCCCUGGAGGUGCCUCCUCUUCUUCCUCCAAGAUUGGAGGGUCCAGAGACUCUCUCCUGGAGAGCAGCUCCUCCGGCUUAGGUAGACUACAGAAGCAGAGGGAUGGGGGCUCAGGGGCCUACUCCAAGUCCUACACACUGGUGUAGCCUGCCAUGACCGAGGCCUGUCACUGUAACUCUUAAUGCUGGACAAGCCAGCGCUUGCCUGGAGUCUGUGGUAAAUCGGGGUGAGGAACAUAGACAUGCACAGCUUAGCCGUCAGUGCCUGUGCUGUGCCAGCCUGCAGGGAGCUGCUUGCGUUCCCGUCAACAAUACUGUUCGAAGGGGUCAGAGUUGGACCUCCACAGUACAGGGGCUUGCCUUUCUUUCAGCCUGAUUGCUUUCUUUUAUUAUUGCCGUUAUUCUCUCUUGUUUUUGAUCACCCUGGAAAUCACUUGCCAAAACGUAAACAAGUUACCCGUUCACUCCACUUUUUAGUUUCCUGGCAAACGACUCAGUACUUAUGCACAAAAGGCUUUCUACGCGCACUGUCUUGUUUUCCACAUCGAGACAGCUCUAGAAUGAACCAGGUCACAAGGGACAUGUGUUAAGGUUUUAGGUUUUUUAAAUAUGUAACUUUUCGUGGUGUCUGAGGGAAAAGGAGCUCAUAUCACAGCAUUGUGCCUCGGCAGGGUGCUUUUACUGUAUGCAUAAACCACUAGCCUUGGUGUUACAUUGGUUCUGCAAGGUUCCACCGCAGAUUGGUCCAGCAGAGGCAGCGAGGAGGACUUUUGUCCUGUUAUACAUGCAAUGGAUGCCACAGUGUAGUGGUCAUAAAGGAUUCCUUUUAAAAAGACAGACUUAAAACAGAGAAAUUAUAAAUGUUGAGCAUCAACGAGUGAUUUGAGACGUUUUGUUUUCGGCCACUUUUGUGUUUUUUUUUUUUUUUCAAACGAGGAUGGAAAUAUAAUCUCAUGUGCACUAAGAAAAAGUUAGAACGGAUCCAGGAAGCUUCACGAGCCUGCGUGUGCACGUGUGUGUGUGCGUGGGUGUAUAUGUGUAAAUAUAUAUGUAUACAUGUGGCAGGCACACACUAACAAUGGACCUUUUUAAAUUCAAUCUGUAUAAUGAACUCUUGGGCAGAAGUCUGUGUUAAAAAUGAAGCCCCCUCCCCCGCUGUUUGUUUUAUAAAAAAAGAAGAAAACCAGAAAAAGAAAUGGGGAGAGGACAGUAAUGAUGAUGGUUUUACAAUAGGUUCAGAAUUUUUGAAAUUUUUUUAUAACCCUAAGUGACGACGUGGUAUGGAAAAGGCUAAAUUCUAAGAAGAGGGUUUAGAAGAGAGUAUUUGCAGACUAGAGACGGGUUUUUCUUUCUGUUUCUUUGUUUCUUUGUCAAAUCAAAGAUUUUAGAGACUGUUUUAUUGUCCAUUUACCACCCCUUCCCACUUUUCCUUCUCCCAUCCAUUAUAUGUCCAAAUAGAGUCACUGUGACAUAAGGCUGGCACAUUGACUUGGCAAAGACAGACAGACCUAAAGGAACGUGUUUUUGCACAGACAUGCAGAAAUACCUUUAGGGUACUCGAGUUAUAAUCACACAGAAAGGUGAGAUUAUUACAGAAAGCUGUUGCUAAUAAAGACUUUUAUCUAUUUAGUCAUCCCUACUAAACAAUAGUUUAAAAGCUGGCAUCACACGUCUGUGUUCAAUGAUAUCUCUGUAACAUUUAGUGUGGCAUCGACGUCAGUGAUGCUGGCAACCUUUAAUCCAUUAGCAGAAGAACUUUUAUCACAAUGGCUUUAAAUCUCCAAAUUUAGAUCAACGUUCUGAUUCAACCUUUAUUCAUACACGUAUGUCACACUGAGAAGCUAUCUCGUUUUCAAGAGGGACCUGAUUUACCCUAAUACCACUAGCUAAAUGCUAUACUUUGCUCCGUCUGAUUCCCACAUGGCAAAAAGGAGUGAAUUAAUAUUAUAAAAUCUCAAAAGUCUUCGCUUCACUUUUGAAGCAAGUCAUGGGAUGGUUAAAUGCCUUUCCAGCUUCUGAGAGGGUAGAGAUUUGUGUGAUUUAAUUUUAAUUUGUGUACUCUUUCAUAAGAGUACUAUUGCUGGCAAUUCUGUUAAAACCUGGUGCUCAUUUAAUUAGAUUUAAUUUUUUCUUGUUUAUUUUUUAAGUGUAAGUUGUGGUGUAUUUCAAUAACCGCCACAGGGGGCUUAAAGGCUGGCAGCACCCUCCUUCUUGCCCUAGGUGGACACAUGGAUUUAGAGAUGUGUAUGGAAAAUCCUGUUUGAAUAUUUUGGAUAAAACAACAGACGCUGAGAUUAGAGUCAGAGGGGUCAGAGCGAUAUGACUCACUUCAGAAAUAAGGGAUUUUUACAUGUAUUUAUCAUCAGGCACGGUACUGUAUGUUUUACUUUUUUUCUUCUUCUCCCAAAGCUUACUCCCAUAACAAAGACCGUUCCAAAUGAUAAAUGUAAUAACAGACUAAAGUAAAUUCUCUCAAUAGAAAAAGAUAUCAUAUAUGUUUGUUUUCAAAAGUGUGUACAUAUAUAUUUCUAUUUAAAUAUAAAGCAAAUAUAAGAAUAUUGAAAAAGCAGAGACAUAUAAAAGCUGUUCUAAUUGAAAUAUAUAUGAAAUAUCACAAGACAAUCGCUUAGAGUGAACCAUCUCACGAAAGAAACGGCGAAAACCAAGAAGGGAAGUUUAAACAGGUAGCACAACGAUGGAUGGAAAGAGGAAGUGAUGUGAGAGAAAGGUAAUAGAGUAAACGAGAUUUGAGAGAUGAGACAAUGACAGCCCCCACCAUUGUGAUAUUGUAAAACACAAGCACAGUAAAGGAGCAGAAAGUGUGUACUGCUGAUUAACAUUAGUCUCAGUGCAGAACGUGUGGUGUUGACAAAGAAGAUGGCCGAUACAGUAAGUGUGUCAUGUUGUAAUGUACGUCCCAAAGGUGCGUUCGCUAACUCAAUGUCAUUACCCAACUCUAAUUAACACAUAAACAAACCUAGAUUUAUUUAUAUUUCCCAUCUGCCAGUGAACAUACAAACAAUGGAAACUAUACCUGCAGAGAUCUGUAUUCAUUGUUUCUCUUUGUUUUAGUUUGAUAAAGAUUCACUUCCCAUGAUGCCUUUCAUUUUGGCCUUUAUGUUUCAAUUGUUGCAAAUGCUUAUCGAGAGAAAUAAAAUGUGAGUUUGGGAAAAGAGUGAGGUCUGUUUUUACAUCCAAAAACAAGGGCUUCCCUACUCCAGUUGUAUGAGUAUUAGUUUAGACUGAUUAAAUAAACUUCUAACCAACCCGCUUCCCCUGGUUGUUUAGUGAAGUUGAUGCUGGUCAGUUCUUCUGAAUUUGAAUGCCUUUUAAUGACCUUGAUCAUAUUAACCCACUGGUUUCUCUGUCAAAUCAGUUGAGAAAAGCUGAAAUUUGUCAGAAAUUAAAGAUUUUAUAUUUGAUCUUCUGUCUCUUUCUCAAGAAUAACCAGUAAACGUGUAAUUUUAGGAAAAUAACUCACUUUUCAAGAAAAAUACAUCACUAAAGUAAAGCAUUUCCAAAUUCAUUUAUUAUAACAUGCAUCUAAUCUUAGGUGGAAUGUUCAUUGAAAUCAUCAAAAUACUAUAAAACCUUUUAAAUCGUACCCCCUCCCAACCUUUUUUACAUGAAUUAGCCAAUCACAACUUCUCAUUUCCCUCCUUUUUAGCAUUUAUCUCACCUUGAUACAAUUACUUCUCCACCCUAACUGAAUACUUGUGUACAUAGGGAGGUGUUUUGUAUAAAUGAGUACUAUUUUCGACAUCUUCACUAAAAACCAGGGCACAAUGUAAGUUUUGGACUGAAUUAAACAUGAUGAAGAAACAAUAAAAAUCCAUAGAAAUAAAAGAGAAUAACUGUUUUUUUUCCCAUUUAGGAACCAGUUCAGUUUUGCUAGAGUGGAUCUUGCAUAUUUAAUAUAUUUAUCUCAUUUUUUUAAUUGGGCCCUUUGGUUGCGGUGUCUCAGCUUUAAUUUGUUUUCUAUCAAAAUUUUUCUCUUUGUUGUUUUUUUGGUUUGUUUGUUUUAUUCUUUGGGGAGAAGCAGCAGCAGCAUUGCAUGUUCUGAACAUUUUGUUGGUUAUAAAAGGAAAAAGGGUGAUUUGAGCUAUUUGAAAAAAGGGUUCCUAAAAACAAGAUUUUAAAAAGUCUAACAGUUUUUCUUUGAACUUUUAUGCAGAAACAUUUGCUUCGAUUUACAAUUGCUUGUGUUUAACUCGACAUUUUCUUUGCUAUGAAAACAACACAAAAGCAGAAAAAAAGAGUACUCCGACACCUUGUGCAAUAAAGCUAUCUUUUUAUAAACUGUGA